This is a messenger RNA of Chlorella variabilis, 1239 nucleotides long. RefSeq lists its product as hypothetical. The record is from RefSeq and is a predicted model, not a curated record. Lineage: Eukaryota; Viridiplantae; Chlorophyta; Trebouxiophyceae; Chlorellales; Chlorellaceae. The coding region runs from base 1 to 1239 and encodes 412 amino acids. The transcript is spliced from 5 exons.
AUGCAGGAGGCUACGGUGGUGGCAGGGAUCCUGCCUGUAGCGCACCUGGAGGCUCUCGAGGCCGACGCCGAUGCACUGGCCGACUGCCCCAACUACUGGGUGCCGCGCGAGGUGGCGGAGGGUGCCGCGCCGGCGCUGUGCGUGGCGGAGCAGGCGGUGCAGCAGCUGUACAGGCGGCUGGUGCAGGCGCAGCUGGCGCCGCACGACGGCGCCUGGCAAGGCGCAGAGUACUGGUGUCAGGUGAGCGUGUGCAACCAGCAGGAGAAGGUGCAGGCAGCCACCCUGGGCUGGGUGUAUGAGGGCGGCCGCGGCCUGGGCUUCCACUUUGACAAGGAUGAGCACGUAAUGGCGGCAGAGGGGCGCAUGAUCAACCCCAUCCUCUCCUCUGUGCUCUACCUCACCGGCAGCUCGGGGGACGCAGUGCGCCAGGCGCCCACGGUGCUCAUUGACCAGCGGUACAGCCAGGAGCAGCGCUGUGCGCUCCCAGACAACCCCGCCUGGAGCAGCCUGGUCUUCCCGGUGCGCAACCAGUACUGCCUGUUUGGCGGGGAGCAGGCGCACGGCGUGCUGGAAAGCAUGGCGCCGCCGCGGCCGCCGGCAGGAGCGGCAGCCGGCGACCCUGAGCAGCAGCAGCAGAGGCGGCGCCGGGUCACGUUCCUGGUCAACUGGUGGGCGCAGCGCCCGCAGAAUGUGGUGCGUGCCACGGCAGGGGAUGUGGCGCAGGGCAAGCUGGCAGCGGCGCUGGAUGCGCUCACCACUCCCAGCUGCACCGCCUGCGGCUGCCGCGACAGCGGCGGCAGCGCAGAGGGCGCGGCAGCUGGGCUGGCGGAGCUGGCGCUGGAGGAGGCAGCUGACGCGCACACUCGGCAUGAGCAGCGGGCGCUGCGUCCCGUGCCGUUUGUGCGGGUGGAGGCGCCGCCGCUGUGGCCGGGGGAUGUCCUGCCGGUCGACGAGCUGCUGCUGCAGCGCGGGGUGUGCAUCAACAGCGGCGGCGGCAGCGGCGGCGGCCAGGAUGGCGCAGCGGCGCAGGCGGCAGAUGCGGUGGCCGUAGCGCACGGCGGGCUGACGCUGGUGCCACUGGAUGAGGAGCAGGCGGACCCGGCGCACCCGCUGCAGGUGCUGGCGGCGCUGGUGCCCACAGCAGACCUGGAGAGUGAGGGCAGCGGCAGCGGCAGCGGCAGCGACAGCGGCAGCGGCAGCGACAGCGGCAGCGGCGGCGGCAGCGAGGGCUCGGGAUGA